AUGGAUAGAGAAUCAGAGAGAGAACAAGUUACAGAACAAGAUACAGAACAGGAUAUAGAAAUGGAUAGAGAACCAGAUAGAGAACAAGAUGUAGAACAAGUUACAGAACAAGAUACGGAAAAAGGUACAGAACAAGAUACAGAACAGGAUAUAGAAAUGGAUAGAGAACCAGUUAGAGAACAAGAUGGAGAACAAGUUACAGAACAAGAAACAGAAAAAGGUACAGAACAAGAUACAGAAAAAAAUACAGAACCAAAUACAGAGCCUUCGAAAAAAAUUGGAGGAAAUAAAGCAUUGCCGGAGGAAUGCAGAGGGACAGCUAUCUUUAUAAAUAUGACUGAUCAGCUGUUGGACUCAUUCAACGGAUCAAAGUAA
This is a messenger RNA of Parnassius apollo (apollo), 375 nucleotides long. Lineage: Eukaryota; Metazoa; Arthropoda; Insecta; Lepidoptera; Papilionidae. The record is from the annotation of a GenBank genome assembly.